CUUCAGCACUAGUUCUCACCGAUCUUAAUGAUUACAUUGCUCCUUCACAAGCUUGUAUUAAACCCAUUGAAGUACAAAAAUCUGAAGACAAAGGACCUUCCGAGAUCAAGGUUGACACAGAAGGCGCUUAUUACGAGAUCAGUCAAGAUGGAGGAGAAGAAAAGCUUGAAAAGGCCUCUAUCUCCUUAAAUGAUUGCUUAGCUUGCAGUGGCUGCGUAACGUCUGCAGAAAGUGUCUUGAUUUCUAUGCAAUCACAAGAUGAAUUAAUUAAAAUUUUACAGCAAAACAAGGCCGCUAUCGAACAAAAUCAACCCCAAAACCAUCGCACGAUUGUUAUCUCUAUCAGUCCUCAAUCAAGAGCUUCAUUUGCGGCUAAAUAUCAACUGUCACUUUUACAAGUUCAACACAGACUUGUUUAUUUCUUCAAGCACUUUUUAGGUGCACAUCAUGUUUUCGAUAUAGCAUUUACUCAGGAUUUGUCGCUAGUAGAAUCUGCACGAGAAUUUACAGAUCGCUUUAAGCGUUAUAUGCAAAAUGGAGGUGAAGCACUGGAAGCUGUUCUGCAACAAGCGGAUAUCGAAAAAGCAUCCAUGGAAGAAGAAGGCAAGCCUAAAGUACGUGCUAGGAGAAGAGCAGGUGCUAAAGCGGAUAAAUCGAGUGAAUCCAUCAAUCAGGACUUACCUAUGUUGGCUUCCUCUUGUCCUGGAUGGGUUUGUUAUGCUGAAAAGACACAUGGAGAAGUAUUGCCAUUUAUCACCGCAACCAAAUCUCCUCAACAAAUGAUGGGAUCACUUGUUAAAGACUACUUUGCAAAGAAGACUGGGCUAACACCUAAUCAGAUUUAUCAUGUUUCCAUCAUGCCAUGUUAUGACAAAAAGCUGGAGGCCAGUAGACCCGAUUUCUUUCUAGAACAAUAUAAUACAAGGGAAGUCGACUGUGUUUUGACAACAAGCGAAAUUGACAAGAUGGUUAUUGAACACAACUUGGAUUUUACCCAGUUGACUGAAAGUCCAAUUGAUGAUAUGUUCAACAAAGUUGGUAUUGAUCCUACAACUCAAAUGGAAACAGCAUAUGGUGUACCCGGUUCAUCUUCAGGAGGUGCUCUAGAGUACAUUUUUGCGACCGCAGCUCGUGAAUUAUUUAAUAUCCAUGAUGUACCCAAUGACCCUUUGAAUAUGGCAUCACCUCGUGUGAUGAUAAAGACAGGUAAAAAUGCAGAUGUCAAAGAAUACUUUUUACAAGGUGAUGAUGGCCGUAUUUUGUUACGGUUCGCUACUGCUUAUGGGUUCCGUAAUAUUCAAAACAUUGUUCGCAAAAUUAAGACUGGAAAAUGUAACUAUCACUAUAUCGAAGUCAUGGCAUGCCCUGGUGGCUGUGCUAAUGGUGGUGGACAAUUGCCUGCUCAAGCAGAUUCAGAGCAGAUAGUUAAUGCUAAAGACUGGGUGAAUUAUGUAGAAAACAUUUAUCGCUCUUCACAAGGUGUUAAACCAGAAGAAAACGAAAUCAUCAAAAGUAUCUACAAUGAGUGGAUUAUUAAUCCCAGUUCUGAAAGAGCUAACCAACUUUUACGUACUCAAUACCACGCUGUAACCCAAAAUUUUGGGAAUCCUCUAGCUACUAAAUGGUAGAGAAAAAAAAGAACCAAACAUCUUAGACACCUUGUUAGACAAACGAUGUAAAUAAAACUUAAGGAAUGUUUUUUUAUUGUACC
This is a messenger RNA of Gilbertella persicaria, 1711 nucleotides long. RefSeq names its product iron hydrogenase. Gene Ontology annotation, molecular function: 4 iron, 4 sulfur cluster binding. The transcript has 5 exons. Gene Ontology annotation, biological process: iron-sulfur cluster assembly. Bases 246 to 1628 code for a protein of 460 amino acids. The record is from RefSeq and is a predicted model, not a curated record. Gene Ontology annotation, cellular component: cytosolic [4Fe-4S] assembly targeting complex. Lineage: Eukaryota; Fungi; Mucoromycota; Mucoromycetes; Mucorales; Choanephoraceae.